AUGGCGGACGAAGAUAAUACCUGUGACGAUGGCGGUGAAUUGAAGGCGGGGCAGGCUUUCCGCUUACGAGGCCGAAAAGGUGCCCUGAAGAAGAAGAAUGUUUACUUGGUGAAGGAUCACAAGUUUAUGCCAAGGUUCUUCAAGCAGCCGACGUUCUGUUCCCACUGCAAGGAUUUCAUAUGUUUCUUUACUGUGAUUGAAAACCUCAUAGACGAAUAUGCAACAAUGAACCGAGCGUGUCUUAGACCCCAAAAUGAGAUAUGUCAAGCAGAGACGCUUGAUCGCUUGUCCAUAAAUCAAAAUUAUUAG
Messenger RNA from Pieris macdunnoughi, 309 nucleotides. The record is from the annotation of a GenBank genome assembly. NCBI's taxonomy places the organism in Eukaryota, Metazoa, Arthropoda, Insecta, Lepidoptera, Pieridae.